Messenger RNA from Effrenium voratum, 808 nucleotides. Lineage: Eukaryota; Dinophyceae; Suessiales; Symbiodiniaceae. The record is from the annotation of a GenBank genome assembly.
UCUGGCUCUGCCCAGCGUUUCUGCAAGAUGUGUCGUGACUGAUGAAUGGUGCCAUCUGGUUUGCUGCUGCAGCACUUGCUGCCGUUUUGGCCCGCGGCUGGGUCAUUGCGCCGGCGCUGGUGACCCUGGCCCUGGCGCUGCUGCAGCUGCCCCGCCUGCGGCGCCUGCGCCGCCGCGCGGACGGCGAGCGCCGCCGCCUCGCGGCGGCGGAAAAGCGCCUCGCGGAGGCGCAGCGCCGCAGGCGGCGCCUGGCCUCCGAGUUGGCCGAGUCCAGAGGCCGCAAGGCCAAGCAGGAAGCCGCAAAUGCACUGGAAGCUGCGAUGUGUGACAAGGGCGCCCAGCUCUCCGCCUCCGCGGCCGCCGCGGCCGCGGCGGAGGCCUGGGAGCUGCAGCGCGCCUGCGAGGCCUUGCUGCUGUGCAUCGCUUGGGCCCAGCAAGAGCCGUGGGCCGUCGACGGAGCCUCCGUGGCGAAGCCGCGCUGUGCCAGCGCCAACUACUCCGCCGCCUUCGCGGAAUCGCUGGCGCAGAGCGCGCAGGGUAUGGAGAGUGGAGAGGCUGUCCAUGCGCUGACAACUCGACGUAUGCGCCGGGCUUUGACCACACCCGUGAUUGAGACAGAGGAGGUGCUCCAGCAGUGCGCGGGCGCGCAGCUGGAGAACGCGUUGAGCUCCGCCCUGGAGGGCCUUCAAAGCGCCGUCGCCUGGUGGCGCAGCUAGAGACCCGAGAUGCGAUGAGCACGGCGGGGCCUCAGCGACCAGAGUCCUUUGCGUGGCCUGCCGGAACAUUUGGCGGGCUGCAGGUAGGCACA